Heterostelium album PN500 is the source of this 1062-nucleotide messenger RNA. Its product is annotated as CYP40/PPID family peptidylprolyl isomerase. Bases 1 to 1062 code for a protein of 353 amino acids. NCBI's taxonomy places the organism in Eukaryota, Evosea, Eumycetozoa, Acytosteliales, Acytosteliaceae. The record is from RefSeq and is a predicted model, not a curated record. Gene Ontology annotation, molecular function: protein binding; peptidyl-prolyl cis-trans isomerase activity. Gene Ontology annotation, biological process: protein folding; protein peptidyl-prolyl isomerization. The transcript is spliced from 5 exons.
AUGUCAAAUCCACGUGUUUUCUUUGAUAUUACUAUUGGUGGUCAACCAGCUGGUAGAAUUGUGAUGGAGUUGUUUAAAAACAAGACUCCAAAGACUGCAGAAAACUUCAGAGCAUUGUGUACUGGUGAGAAGGGUGUUGGAGGUUCCGGUAAGAAGUUAUCGUACGAAGGAUCAAUCUUCCAUCGUGUCAUUCCACAAUUCAUGAUUCAAGGUGGUGACUUUACAAACUUUAAUGGUACCGGUGGUGAAUCAAUCUAUGGCGAAAAGUUUGCUGAUGAAAACUUUGAAAUUAAGCAUACCCAAAGUGGAUUGUUGAGUAUGGCCAAUUCCGGUCCAGCUACAAAUGGAUCACAAUUCUUUAUUACCACUGUUCCAACUCCACAUUUAGAUGGUAAACAUGUAGUAUUUGGAAAGGUUAUUAAAGGAAUGAAUGUUGUUAGAAAGAUUGAAGCAUCACCAACUACUAGCGAUAAACCAAAUAAAGAUGUCGUCAUUGCCAAAUGUGGUGAGUUGGCAGAGGGAGAAGACGAUGGAGUACCAAAGAAGGUAUCAGCUGAUGGUGAUCAAUGGGAAGAAUAUCCACAAGACGACAACAUCCAGGGUGACGAAGAGAUGUUCAAAGUUGGUGAAACUCUCAAGAACAUCGGUAACACCUAUUUUAAGGAGAAUAAGAAUCAAGAAGCUAUUGAUAAAUAUGAAAAAUCAUUAAGAUAUUUAGAUUGUGUUGGUAAAGCAGAUGGAUUGAAACAAACAGAGAUCUCAUGUUAUUUGAAUAUGGCAUUGUGUUACAACAAGUUAGCCAAAUACUCUAAUGCCAUCGACUCGUGUAACAAAGCAUUGAAGUUGUCACCAAACGAUAUCAAAGGUUUGUUUAGACGUGGUAAAGCUUAUCUCUUGAAGAAAGACUAUGAGGAAGCCAUCGAAGACUUCCAAGCCGUUUUGAAUAUCGAGGCUGACAACAAGGAUGCCAAGGCAGAGUUGGCAAGAGCCAAUCAACUUUACUCACAAGAAAACAAGAAGAAAGCAAGUGCCUACGCCAAGUUCUUUGCCGGUGAUAAUUAA